Talaromyces marneffei is the source of this 903-nucleotide messenger RNA. RefSeq lists its product as uncharacterized. The transcript has 3 exons. Gene Ontology annotation, biological process: regulation of signal transduction. Gene Ontology annotation, molecular function: protein phosphatase inhibitor activity. The coding region runs from base 1 to 903 and encodes 300 amino acids. Lineage: Eukaryota; Fungi; Ascomycota; Eurotiomycetes; Eurotiales; Trichocomaceae. The record is from RefSeq and is a predicted model, not a curated record.
AUGACUCUGUCUCACGAGACGACGGCCCGCCCCCAUAGCCCUGAGGAUGUACCUAAGCGGCCUAAAGGCAUCCUGAAAAAAUCAAGUUCCUUCAUCCACCAACAUUCAACAUCACCCGAAAAAGUCGCCAUUUCACCUCCUCCCCUAUCUGUUGAUGCGGAGGAAAACAAAGAAAUCACUCUUCAAAACACUCUACAAAACGCCGGUCGUCGUUCGUCUAGUACACGUCGCGCUUCGGCCGGGAGACGUCUUUCUGGCACAGGUUCCGCAUACGGCGACCAAGAUGAUCGCUCUACACAUCUGAAAUGGGACGAGGCAAAUUUAUAUCUCGCUGAGCAGGAAAAGACAGCGAAGAUGAAAAUCGACGAGCCCAAGACCCCCUGGGCCCCGAGCUACGACCCCGCACAAGAUGAGCGUGAGGAUAUGGAAAUAGAAGCUGAAGAUCGCACGCUCGAUGCGCAGGAUUUGGUGGUUGAUGAGCUGGACCAAGUCAACAGUGCCCGCCAAAAGAAAGCCACGGGUCCUGUGCACGACAAUGAAAUCCCGGAUCUUGAGCUGGGUGAACCUGAGGAGGAUAUCCAUGCUCAGCAAAACCUGGCUGCGGCGGCGGGUGGAAACCGAAUUACUCGCGAGCGCAGUCUUAGUCAGACCUCGAAUCGUAGUGACAAGCAUGUCGAUGUCGUCGUUGAUGAUGAGGAAAGUGGUGGUCAUGGAGAGGGGUUGAUGACGACUGAAGAAGCAAAGGAAAAGCAUCGUCAGUUUGAGGAGCAUCGGAAAAGGCAUUAUGAGAUGCGGAAUAUCAAGGAUAUCCUAGCUCAUCCUGAGGAAGCUGACGAAAUGGACGACGAUGACGACGAAGCUGAGCCACCAGCAGUGCCCAAGAUUCCCAAGAACGUGUCUUAA